AUGGCAGCUACCCCCAGUCAGCUCAACGGCUGGGAAAUCAUUAAGAAGGACAGCCAGGGACGAAUUUUGCCCGAUGACCUAUCACAAAGAAGGGCGCGUAGAAGGGGGCAAAGGCAGGGCGAAAAAGAACAUGUUGUGAUUAGAAGGCUGCAGGAUCUGGUAGAAAUAUCGUGCGGUGACUCCGUGGUGAUGCGCGAAGAAGAAGUCGCCGACUCAUACUCUGUGUACCUGGUGCACGAGAUACGUCUUAACACCAUGAACAAUAUUGUGGAAAUAUGGGCUUUCAAUUACUUACGCUGGUUUGAGUUCGAUCCGAAACAGCACCUCGUCAAAACAUGCCGGGCCAAAGAGAUGGACGCAUCUCGUAUCAGCCAGAUGAGUCCAGAGGAGGCACUAGACCAUUUCAAUAAAGUAACCAAUAAAUCCGAACUGGGUCUAACAGCUGGGCUAUCUGAAAUCUACCUCAAAGACUUCAUUUCUUCGGCCUCAAUCCUUAGCCCUGAUGAAUGGCCCGCAGACGGCGAAAACAUUCCAUUUUCCCCAUACAGGUUUAUGGUUAGAUACGCAUGUGAGCCAGACGGUACUUCAUUUGCUGCACUUGAUAUCCACGGCUUAGAACGAAAAAUGCUAGAUUGGGAGGCCAAGACUUCUUACGCAUACGUGAAAGAAUUGACUGUCACAAAUCAAGAUAAAAUACUAAAGUCCUAUACACCAGCGUUUAAGACUUCAGAUACCAUUGGCGCUCGGCCUCAUCCUCUUGAAGAAAAAACUCCUGAGUUAGCUAACCAGAAGAAGAGCUCGGCUAAAGGCGCGGAAGUCUAUGGCAGUGGCAGUGAGAGCGCAGAAUUUCAGGAUGCUACAGACGAUAUGGACUACGUUGAAUUGCCAACAGAAACCUUUACAUCAAAAGAUCGCAAUAUAAUACCGUCCAAAGAGCUAGCAGUUCGCGAUACGUCAUCAAACAUUGAAGAUUACGAUGAUGGGGAGAACACUGGUAACAAGCGCGAUUCCAAAAAGCCUGACGCAACUUUUACGCCUGAUCAAAAAGUUACUGUUGAAGAAGACACUGAGGAGGACAGACCUCUAACACAGGUCAAAAGAGUCGCGAGGAGUAAAUCGCGUAGCCCCAAGAGGCGAACAGAAGUCGAAGAAACUCCAUUACCCUCGACACCGAGAAAGAGACCUAACAAGGCGGUCGGUACUGCAACUGGAGGCGGAAUAAAAAAAUACACCAAGAAAAACGUUUCGCGUGCAAAGAAAGCUUACACUCCAUUUUCCAAGAGAUUUAGUAGGCCAGAAGAUAUUCCCGACUUGACUCAACUCGCAGAGUUCAACCAAGAUCAAAUUGAUGUGGACGCUGCGGCGAUCGAGAGCAAACUUAGAAGCCCAAAGAAACAACAUACAGUUGAAACUAUUUUUUCUAAGGUCAAAAAACAGCUUUACACUUCUCAAGGGAAGGAUGAGAUUGUCAAAGCUACAAACUUCGAAGAGUAUUUACCGGCCCGUGAAAACGAAUUUGCAUCAAUUUAUUUGAGCCUUUAUAGCGCCAUUGAAGCUGGAACUGGCACCACUGUGUACGUUGCUGGAACACCAGGAGUGGGCAAGACUCUGACGGUGAGGGAAGUAGUCAAGGAAUUGCUGCAAUCAGUUGACCAGGAUGAACUUCCUAGAUUCCAGUACGUUGAAAUAAACGGUUUGAAGAUGAUAAAACCUACCGAUAGUUAUGAGGUUUUGUGGCAUAAGAUAUCUGGUGAGAGGCUAACCUCUGGAGCAGCGAUGGAGUCGCUUGAGUUCUAUUUUAAUAAGGUGCCAAGAAACAAAAAAAGGCCUAUACUCGUUCUACUGGACGAACUUGAUGCGUUAGUGACAAAAAGCCAAGACGUAAUGUACAAUUUUUUCAAUUGGACAACAUACGGGAAUGCCAAACUGAUUGUUGUUGCCGUUGCUAACACCAUGGACUUGCCCGAACGGCAAUUAGGAAACAAGGUGUCCUCUAGGAUUGGGUUCACUAGAAUCAUGUUCACUGGCUACAACUACGAAGAGCUUAAAACAAUCAUUAACUUACGCCUGAAAGGCCUAAAUGACAGCUACUUUUAUGUUGAUACAAAAAGCGGUAGUGCACACAUAGCUUUUGAAGAUGGAGAGCAGCCUGACAUUGAUACUACGGGGAUGCAAAAAGUCAGACUCAAGAUAUCGCCUGAUGCGGUGGAGAUUGCAUCCAGGAAAAUCGCUAGUGUAAGCGGUGACGCGAGAAGAGCUUUGAAGGCCUGCAAACGAGCAGUCGAGAUUGCUGAACAGGAUUAUAUGGAAAAGCAUGGAUUUGCUUAUGACGGCAAACAAAACGGUACUAAAAUUGCUACGCAAAACGGCGGUGAUGAAGAACUUCAAAAAGUUGAAAUUGCACAUAUCAUGAAGGCGUUGAAUGAAACUGUGAACUCGCCGGUAGUUUCAUUUAUUGUUGGGUUGUCGUUCACAAGCAAGCUUUUUCUGUAUGCAAUGCUCAACUUGAUGAGGAAAACCGGAAACCACGAGCAACCGCUAGGCGACAUAGUUGACGAGAUUCGGUCUUCUAUCGAGGCCAAUGGCAAAAACAAAUAUAUCGUGGAGAUGCAACGAGUUCUGUUUAAUCAGGACUCCGAACUCGACAUGGAGCAGCUGAGGAUCAUUUCCUGGGAGUUCCUGGUGAACCAGCUCAUAGAUGCAGGAAUUAUCAUCAAACAAAACCUUAAGAACGAACGGCUCAGCGCCGUGAAAUUCAACGUGUCGACAGAAGACGUGAAGAUCGCUUUGGACCAAGACAAAAUCAUGAAAACGCUAUGA
Molecule: messenger RNA, 2820 nt
Organism: Lachancea thermotolerans CBS 6340
Lineage: Eukaryota; Fungi; Ascomycota; Saccharomycetes; Saccharomycetales; Saccharomycetaceae
Gene: ORC1
Product: origin recognition complex subunit 1
Exons: 1
Coding region: 1-2820 (939 amino acids)
Biological process (GO): mitotic DNA replication checkpoint signaling; DNA replication initiation
Cellular component (GO): nuclear origin of replication recognition complex
Molecular function (GO): ATP binding; ATP hydrolysis activity; chromatin binding
Source: RefSeq, a predicted model, not a curated record